Molecule: messenger RNA, 1335 nt
Organism: Ceratina calcarata
Lineage: Eukaryota; Metazoa; Arthropoda; Insecta; Hymenoptera; Apidae
Exons: 6
Coding region: 1-1335 (444 amino acids)
Molecular function (GO): nucleic acid binding
Source: RefSeq, a predicted model, not a curated record
AUGUGCACACUUUCGGCGGGGGGUCCCGUUCAGGAGUGGCGGUUCGGCGGACCGUACGGCCGUAGCGAAAGAGUUAAAGGCCUGUUGGACCACAACAUUGACGCGACUGUAGUCAAAUGGAUAAAUAGAAUGCUUUCAGAUAGAAUAAUAACGACCGAACACGGGGAGAUUACAGCCGAAGGACUGGCGAACAGAGGCUGCCCGCAAGGAGGUAUACUCUCACCUACGUUAUGGUGCCUAGCAGUAAAUUCACCGCCUGAAAGACUGAAAGCGAAAGGGUUUGAAGUCUGGAGAUACGCGGACGAUAUUGCAGUAGUAACCUCACACGAGAAUGAAAAAGUUGCGAAGAGAUGGAUCAACUCGGCGCUGAAGAUAGUGGAAGACUGGUGUGCGGAAACAAGAAUCAAAUUUAACGGGGUUCAAUUGAAACUAUCCGGCUCGGUUAAAUACCUAGAUGUUACCUUUACCAGUACCCUGUCCUGGAGAUUACAAGUAGACAAGACGUUGAAAAGAGCCCGUAACAACCUGGCAACGGUCAGCAGAAUGGUAGGGAGUACAUGGGGCCUCACCCCCGCGGCCAGUCAUUGGAUUUUCAAGGCCAUAAUUAUACCAAGACUCACGUUCGGCGCGCUGAUAUGGUACUCACCGAUAAGAGCGAUGGAAGCGAUGCUAGCAAUACCUACGCUAACGCAAAGAAUCGAAGAGGCAGCAAUAAGAACAGCGAAACUCCUCAAGGACUGGGAGAAAUGGUCACCCUCGAACAAAGGUCACUCUACGAUUCUGUUCAAAACCGCUAUACCCGAAAGGGACGAAUGGAAAAACGGGAGGCUAGACAGGUUCAAAGGAUGGAAGACCUGGUUCACGGACGGCAGUAAAAACGAGAGCGGAAACACCGGAUGUGCUUGGGUAAAUGGAAAACUGAGGAAUGGUAAAACAGAAUUUCUGGGAAAAUUUGCCACAGUAUACAAAGCAGAAGUAAUAGCAGUAACCAGAUGCGUAGAGGAGAUGUUAACGAACGGUGUCAAUAACGAAUCUAUAGUUAUUUUUACAGAUAGCGAGUCGACGACUAACAACAUUGGCAAGAAACAACAGGAACGUGGUGAUCUGCUGGUGUCCGGAUCACAGAGGAAUGGAAGGAAACGAAGAAGCAGACCGACUAGCAAAAUCGGUUGUCGAGCAAAGAAAGACAGAUAUACGGGAAAGAGAAGACAGAUAUUUGGCACGGACACCCUUGAAGGCCACAGAAUAAGAGAAAUACUGUAUAAAAAACUGAUAUCGUUCUUUAAAGCGAUCAACCCUUGGGACAAGAUAGCAGGGGUUGAAAAUGAAAACUGA